GCUUGUCCACCAGAAAAAACAACCUUGUGAUUUUCAACUUAUGAGCACGGAAGUCUGGCAAAUGCUACGAGUUAGCCUCUGCGUUAUUCAAAUUUAAUUCCUGCUGUCUUUCAGUAGUGUAGUGUUUAAGUGUAGUGUUGUGUCUUUUGGUUCAAAAAGUGCGCCGUUUUAGUGACGUUAGUGUGACAUUUGCCACAUUGGCAGUCAUAAAAUUUAGGUUAGGCUCCUGUCAAAACCAUAUGUUUUUCCAGUAUUAUCAAGUAAAUUAACAAAAAAUGAGCCAAAUUUUACUAAAACUUUUCCUAUUCACGGGUAUACUCACAACCGGAUAUUGCAAUUACCUGAAACAAGCCCGCGACCAACACAGGCUGCAAUUAUCGUCAAAAAGCGACUUGCGCUACUUAUCCUCCCUCUCCGACCCAAAUUACAUCAACAAAGUGCUCGAUAAAAUCCUAAUUCCAAGAGUAGCGGGAACCCCCGAGCACGAAAAAGUCUUCAAGUUCCUGACCUCGGAACUGCGCCGAUUGGGGUGGCAAGUGGACGUCGACGAGUUCGUCGAACGCGCCCCCAUUUUCAGCCAAGUCACGUUCAAAAAUAUCGUGGCAAGCCCCAACCCCCAGGCUGAACGUUUCCUGGUUUUGGCCUGUCAUUAUGACUCUAAAUAUUUUCCAAACGCCGUUUUUGUGGGCGCUAUUGAUUCUGCAGUGCCCUGUGCUAUGAUGCUCGAAAUCGCCAAAACCCUAUCGAAAGAGUUGGGGCGUAUUAAAGAUUCGCCAGUUGGCUUGAAAUUUAUUUUUUUCGACGGUGAGGAGGCGUUUGAAGAGUGGGGCCCCAAUGACUCGAUUUGGGGGGCGAAGCAUCUGGCACAGGUGCUCCACGCGAACACGAGCACGGCAAAUGGGGAAAUCGUGACCGAAUUGGAUAAAAUGGACGUUUUAGUUUUGCUAGACUUGAUUGGGAUGAAAAAUCCCAAGUUUUUGAAUUUUUUUGAAAACACCCAGCGAUGGUUUGUGAGGUUGUCGCAAAUUGAGAUUGAGUUGCACAGGAUGAACCUUUUGAGGAACCACAAACAGGGCUAUUUUCAGUCAAGUAGGCCGUAUGGGAGGAUUGAGGACGACCAUCUCCCGUUUUUGAGGAGGGAUGUGCCAGUGCUACAUUUGAUUAGCACUCCAUUCCCUCCCGAAUGGCACACUCCGCGUGAUAAUCGCAAUAUCGUUGACAUGAACACUGUCAAUAAUCUCAACUUGAUAUUGAAAAUUUUUAUUAGCGAAUAUUUACAGCUUUCCUUGGCGGAGUCGGCGGAAGAACUACCGGAAAAGGAGUUGUGAUACAUCAAAGACUCAAUUUAUUAUGCAUUGUUGCGAAAAAUUUUUUGUGGAGUCUACUUAACUAUUAGAUAACCAUUUUUCGUAUUUUACAGAUAUGUUAAACCUGACGACAAGACUCGCGAAAAUCCCAUCCCUUUGAUCACUGUCUUUGUAUUUGCACUAAUUUGUAUUAUUUACAAAAAUUUACAGCGAAAAUAACUUGGGUGCUUUAAAACCCACCCAGUACACAACAGUGUAUUACUGGUUGCAGAAUCAAAGUCAAUUGAUUUAUCAGGAAUAAAACCGAAUUUACACUCUUGAUAAAUGUAAAUAGUAUUAAAUAUUUUUUUACGGAAAUUAGGAAUUUUGCAAUAUUUAUUUUUUAUUUAAUUUAUUGUUGUAUCGUAUGUAAUAAAAAAAAUAUAAUUUGUUGAAGCAGAA
Tribolium castaneum (red flour beetle) is the source of this 1748-nucleotide messenger RNA. Its product is annotated as glutaminyl-peptide cyclotransferase. The transcript has 4 exons. The record is from RefSeq and is a predicted model, not a curated record. Bases 276 to 1328 code for a protein of 350 amino acids. Gene Ontology annotation, molecular function: glutaminyl-peptide cyclotransferase activity; zinc ion binding. NCBI's taxonomy places the organism in Eukaryota, Metazoa, Arthropoda, Insecta, Coleoptera, Tenebrionidae.